Dermacentor andersoni is the source of this 1505-nucleotide messenger RNA. RefSeq lists its product as uncharacterized. NCBI's taxonomy places the organism in Eukaryota, Metazoa, Arthropoda, Arachnida, Ixodida, Ixodidae. The record is from RefSeq and is a predicted model, not a curated record.
UUCUAUGGCAACGCGUAUCGGGCAGCUUUGGUUCCGCCGCUAGGCCAGCCAGCCGGAUUGACGCAUCGUUUCCACAGAGCAAAGAGCCAUGACAGGCGUCGUAUUGCUGCGAGAUUUCGAAUGCGGCAUCCCCAAGGACCUGCGGGUUACUUUCGUCGAUCAGUUGCCGGAGGAUGCACUGUGUAUUCAGUGUGACAACGUGUCGGCCCGAUUGUACAGAGACUUGCUUGGCCAUGGCUACUGCAAGUCAUGUCGUGCCAUGUGUGAGCGAGGCGGGGCCUUCGCGUGCGCUACUUGUGAAAAGGCAUACAAAACUUGGGAGCUUACGGCAGAUUUUUCAGCACCAGACAAAAUAAAAAAAUUGAGAGUCAUCUGCCCCAAAUCGAGUGAACGUGAACCUGUACACAUAACCUUCAGCGCCCUAAAGGCCCACCUCAAGCACUGCUUUUGUAAUGAGGUCGCUAAGAAAACUGAAGGAUCGAGUACACGCUCUUACGCCACGGUGCGCUCGCCUCCACCAUCAGCAAAGCAACAAAGUGCCGCACACUCGGCUGACAAGAAAGAAGAAACCAUCGUUGUAAAGGUCAGCGUGUGCCCCGUGUGCAGCGCUGAGAUGCCCAAGAAACUCAUCGGAGGUCACAUGAAAGAAUGUAUUCAAAAGCAACAGGACAGCCUCCACUACCUGGUGUCACUCCCUGAGCAAGAAAUUCCGGAGAGCUUCAAUGGCACUGGGCGACAGGACCCUUUCGAUGAAGUUGGCAUGUCGCAUGCAGCUAACAAGUUCACUGCGGAGCACACCAGUCCUUUCGAAAGCCGCGUCUACCCACCCAGGAAUGAGCAUCCUGUAUCUUCAGCCGAAUCCUCCGAGCUCGCUCGUCUGCUGCAAGAGGCUCUCUCGAAGAUAUCCCAUUUGGAAAACGAAGUAACAGAGCUUAAAAAGGCGGCUAACAAAGAAAAAGACGAGAUGGAGAUGCUCCAAGUUGCAGUGCCAACAAUCCAAGGAGACAUGAGGAACGUCCAAAUUCAGUGUGAACAACGCAUUGCAAAAUCGGAAAAGAUGGUCUCGAGUCUCGAGGAAUGCCACGAUUCUCUCCAGGAAACUUUGUCGGUUAUCAAUGAAGAGACAAAAGUUCGUCUGGGUGCGGUUGAAGAGGCAAUGAAAGAAAUGAAUGAAAGGUAUUACGCUGCAGUCCCCAGCUUGCAGGAACAAAGCUGGGAUCUUCACAGACGCAUGGAGAACUUUUCGGCACAAUUGGCUCAGAUGAGAAACGACUUCAAUGGUUUUGUGCACAAAUUCGAUCAGGAACAAGAGGAGCACGGUCAAGGCAAGAAGGGUCACAGGCGUUUCAAAUAGUUUGAUCUUGAGCGCUGAGAUCAACAGAAUGUUUGCUUCAAACUUGCUACAGAGAAACAGAGUUACUUUGCGAUUUCUUUUCUACCAACAACUUCGUUUUAAACAUCGUUCAUUUUAACAAUGACGUGAAAUAAAAGCGAUCAAAUUGGAA